CUCAAAGUUCUUUACAUUAUCAACCUUUGAUAUCUCAGUCUAUCCGAAACACCGAUUCAUUCAAUCUCCGCCCCUUCCGCCAACGCGCCAGUACUUUUUCUCUGAGCUCGCCACCACCGAAACAUAGGACAAUGGAUCAGUCACUAUUCCAAGCCACUGCGGGUCAUAUCUCCUCGCGCUUCCAGACCCAAGAGGAUGUUGAAAUUGCGCGAGAAAACAAGAAAAAGGAAUGGGAGGAAGCGUAUAAGAGAAUCGGACAAGAGCCACCACCUCAAGAGCCGGAGGAAGAACAUGAUGGGCGAACUCUCUACGAACGAUUGCAAACUCAGAAGGAAAUAAAAAAUGAGGAAUGGGAUACCAAGAUGAAGCUCUCGAAUCAAUGGCGGGGGCUAAACGCAGAAGAGAAGCGAUUUUUACAAGACAAAGAAGAAGAAAAGCGGAGAGCACAGAAGGAAAUUGAGGCUCGUGAAACAGAAGAGUUGAGGCAGUAUAGAGAACGAUUGGCCGAACGGAAGGGUGGAAUAGGCAGCGAUGCGCCUCCUCCGCCUACUUCUGCGCCGGCGGCCAAAGUGGUAGCCAAGAAGGUCCCAGUCAAGGACGGGAAGAAGAAAGAUGUCAAGACUUUGAUGAAAGGUGUGGUGGUCAAGAAGAAGGCCAAGGGUCCUGCGGCCACGAAACCUGCCACAGAAGAAGUGCCAACUGCCAAAAUUGGGAGCAAGCGUGAUGCAUCUGAUGAGGGAGUUGAAGGCGGAGAAGAUGAGAAGCGUCGGAAAGUCGAGAAAGCAGAGUAGAAGCUGAAUGUUAGCGUUGUAUCAAUAUGGUGUACCUUUGCUCCAAUUCUUCUGUUGCGCGAUUAUAAAACAGCUUGGAAUCAUGGAUAUGCGUUACACGCAUGCAUGCAAAUAGACCAGUGAGGAUGA
This is a messenger RNA of Cryptococcus amylolentus CBS 6039, 920 nucleotides long. RefSeq lists its product as hypothetical. Lineage: Eukaryota; Fungi; Basidiomycota; Tremellomycetes; Tremellales; Cryptococcaceae. The transcript has 4 exons. Bases 132 to 791 code for a protein of 219 amino acids. The record is from RefSeq and is a predicted model, not a curated record. Gene Ontology annotation, cellular component: nucleus.